Fusarium proliferatum ET1 is the source of this 1299-nucleotide messenger RNA. RefSeq lists its product as uncharacterized. Gene Ontology annotation, molecular function: catalytic activity. The transcript has 2 exons. Bases 1 to 1299 code for a protein of 432 amino acids. Lineage: Eukaryota; Fungi; Ascomycota; Sordariomycetes; Hypocreales; Nectriaceae. The record is from RefSeq and is a predicted model, not a curated record.
AUGCAAGUCUUUAGCGACCAAGCCUACAUCGACAGAUGCGUCGACGUUGAAGCUGCUCUAGCACGAGCUCAAGCCCAAUGCAAUGUCAUUCCCUCCGACGCCGCAGCCGACAUCACCUCCAAAGCCAAUGCCACCAGUCUCGACAUGGAUCGGCUGCGUAACGAGACGGAUGUCGUGGGCUAUCCCAUACUCCCUCUUGUACGUCAGUUGAAUGACAUGUGCGGCUCUGCUGGAAAGUAUCUGCACUGGGGUGCUACAACACAAGAUAUUAUGGAUACCGCAAGCGUCUUACAGAUCAAGUCUGGUCUCGAUAUCGUUGGGACCAAGUUGGCAGGCGUUAUAAAUGCCUUGCAAGACCUGGCUGUUACCUAUCGUGAUACGCCAAUGGCUGGAAGGACGCAUCUCCAGCAUGCUCUGCCUGUCACCUUUGGCUACAAAUGCGCUGUGUGGCUAUCAAGUCUGUAUCGCCACAGGGAACGCCUUCAGCAGCUCAAGAGUCGUGCUCUUGUCGUUCAGUAUGGAGGGGCAGCGGGGACUUUGGCAUCCCUCGGUGAUGGCCCAGCGGGCGUCAAUGUGAGGAAGCAACUCGCUGCGGAACUCGGCCUGCAAAACCCUACAAUUACCUGGCAUGUAGCCCGUGAUGGUAUUGCUGAAGUGGCCAACUUCCUCGCCCUCAUCGGCGGCUCCCUCGGUAAAAUUGCCCUGGACCUAAUCAUCAUGUCCUCCAACGAGCUCGGCGAAGUCGCUGAACCCUUCGUCCCCCACCGCGGCGCUUCCUCCACAAUGCCCCAAAAGCGCAAUCCCAUCUCCAGCGAGGUCAUCCUCGCCGCCUCCAAAAUCCUACGCUCCAACGCCAGUCUCGUUCUUGACGGCAUGGUGUCCGACUUUGAGCGUGCAUCAGGACCUUGGCAUCUAGAAUGGGUAGCCAUACCUGAAAGCUUCGUCAUAGCAGUUGGAGCCCUUCACCAAGCUGAGUUUGCGCUUGCUGGCCUUGUUGUGGACAAGGAGCGUAUGGCGGCUAAUCUCGCUUCUACAAGGGGACUUAUUGUUGGUGAGGCGUUGAUGAUGGCGUUGGCUAAGUAUGUUGGAAGACAGGAUGCUCACGAUAUUGUGUAUGAGGCUUGUAAGGUGACCAUUGAGAGUAAGGAUGGAAGUACGUUGCUUGAUACACUGAAGAAGGAUGAGAGGGUGACUCAGCAUCUGCCUAUGAGUGAUCUGGAGAGGCUCUGUGAUCCUAUUAAUUAUUUGGGGUCGGCGCAGCGCAUGGUUGAUGAUACGCUAGCCGAGAACGCUUCAUAA